CUCUCUGUUCUCUCGGUUGCCGUUCUGGCCGCAGACCUCAACACCAACACCUCCCUGACUCCGUUCCAUUCUUCUCCUCACGAAGUGCGGCGAGGUGCGUUGCUGCCUCGCGCAACCCCUCCAACCCCUCAAUUGCUCUACCAAAACCCUCCAACUACACUAUAUGACACAAAUGUUCAUCUUCCUUUGCUCUUCCAGCCGGCCUUCUGGGAGACCAGCGGCCUGGUCGCAGACCGUUUUGCAACGGUGCAUGGCUCAGCACAGCGCCUAGAGAAGCUUUCAGAAUUGACGGUGACAUUGUUUCUACAGGCAGGAAAUUCGUAACUAUCUCUACAGUCGUUUCUUCUAUAUAAACAGUUAUGUGCCGCUAUGGCGUUCCCAAUCCAGCAGAUUCAUUCCAUUGUCCUGCGUUUUCCUCAUGUCUCCACCCAUAUCGAGCUUCAGCAAGCUCUCCAUCACGCCAGCAAUGCAAUCAUCUCGGGGACAUGCAGGUGGCCAUUCCGGUGAGAAAGGCAAAGGGAAUGCCGUGCCCAUCGAUGAAGAGCCUUCUAGCUCGGAACACAGUUCUGACGAAGAAUCCGAUGGAUCGGAUCCGGACGAUGACAAUCUAGAGGAGGAGAUAGAUACCACGUGCCGAGUCUUCGCACUCGACCAUUGCCGACAACACGGGACGCGCUAUGCAUUCCAGAUUGCGUAUGCAGAGGUAGAAAGAUACAGCAUCCGAAUCAGCACUACCGACUCGGGAAAACCUACAUGUUCUUGCAAAGAACCAGGUACUUGCCUCCACAUAACUUGGUUCCUGGAACAGCUUUCGCGUACUCGUCCACUUGCGGCCGGAGACGAGGUGCAAGGUGUUACCCCCUACGAACAUAUCUCACAUCUCGGCUUGGACAAUGUUUGUGAAGAGCUUCAUUGGGAGCUUAGACAGGGGACCGACUCUGAUGCUGAGGAAACCCAAUGGCAGCUCAUGAAAGCAUACUCCACUGUGCAAGUCGGCCGACAAACGAGAGGUGUGAUCAAAGAGAGAUUGAAGACCGUUCGUGAUAUACUGGCGACUUUCUCUGAGAUAGAUACGGAUAGCUAUCGGCAGGAUUUAUUCAAGUCGGGAGACGAAAUCACCUUGGAGCCAGUCCUGGUCAGGAGAGAUCUGGAGGCAACUGUGGCUAAGAUCCUCGUCAUGGACGACAGCAUCUUCAACCAUUUUCAAACUCUUGUGUCUCAUAACACUCGUGCUACAGAAUACUUCAUCAAGAUGGGCGCAAAGGCGCAGACGACACUUGAGCUUCUGGACCGAUAUUGCGAGAUUGGUCCCAGCUCCGGUCAACAUGAUCUGAUAAGCUCCGCCCAGACCCUGGUCAACAUUGUCCAUGCCAUCGAUACCAACGCUAGCGAGCGGCAGCCACUCAGUCCAGCAUCUCGGGUCGAGGCAGCCAAAGCAUUGGUUUCUAUUCUUAGCAUGGUCGUCAGAGAAAGGAACCACGAUGCAUACCAGAACAGUACCUGGCCAAGGCGACGUCCACACGGGGAGCUGUCAAUCGACCGAAAUCUUUAUGAACGUCUCAUCGGGACUACAUCCCGGACAAGCCCUGCUGGCGGGAACUUUGUCAUCGACGCCUUGCAACCCUUGCCUGAAGCUCGUCAUUUCGUCGAAGAGUUAGAAGAGAUCCUUGCCAUUUUAGGUACAAUCGGCUGGGGUCCUGCGCCUCAAGCUUACCGUGAAAAAUUGGGGGCGCUAAUUUCGCAGUUGAAGGGUUCUGGCCUAAGCAUGUCUUCAGGAAAGAGACCCGCGGGCUCCUUAGACCGAAAGGUGAAGCGUAUGAAAUAAGUUUCUACGGCUGCGGAGGAUCUAAUCGCUUAUCGUGGGAUGUUUACAGUCAGCUCUGCAGGAUUUCUGGCUUUUGCUUUCAACUGUCCUUCCAUGACACCAUUUUGUUCCUUCUUAUACACAACACUCAUUUAUUUCCACUGUUUUCAGUAGAUCACACACACUGAGUCUCUUCGACAGAUGUCUCAACACACCACUGCUAGAUACUUCUCUUUCGUUGUUUUUAUUUAGAGUCACAAAUAUUGGUCCAGGUUCACAAACAUUGUUACAUUCUCAC
Molecule: messenger RNA, 2102 nt
Organism: Cadophora gregata
Lineage: Eukaryota; Fungi; Ascomycota; Leotiomycetes; Helotiales; Ploettnerulaceae
Exons: 1
Coding region: 419-1825 (468 amino acids)
Molecular function (GO): zinc ion binding
Source: RefSeq, a predicted model, not a curated record